AUUUCGUCCACCUGAAGUCCGCUGUACCGGCAGGUGCAGGAUUCGCGGGCGGUUGAGUGGGGUGCACCCAAGGUGUUGGAGGGUGGCCCCAAGGAGGUGGAUGGUGUGGAGGGGGUUGCUGUGGUGGUAUAUUCCACAUGGGAGGGGCGGCAGGAGUAGCAUAAGGAGGAAAUUGACCCCAACCAGGCGGCGGGCCAUAUGGUCCAGGAGGAAGAGGUUGCUGAAAUGCACUAUAACCCGUGCCUGGCUGGGACCACGCAGGCAUUUGCUGAGGAGGGGCAUAAGGCGUGUUUGCCAAGUUGGGGUAUCCAGUGUAGUCGUGAGACAGGCCCUGGGCCAAGCCUGCACCAGGAGUGCCGUGCAUGUUGGGGAGCAUACUGGGAGCAGGAAAGUAUGAGCCUGGUGGUUCUGUAGGGAGUACAGCGGGAGUAGGAUAGCCACUUGGCGGCAUUGAAGGAAUGAAUGGCGUUCCAUUAUAAGGUGUCGACGGAUACGCUGGAUAAUUUGCCUGUGAACGCGUCCCAUGGGCCCACGGUGGAGGCUCCCCCCGAGGUGUGGGAAUUUGUGGGGGUAUAUUCAUGCUGUCCGGUGAGGGCAGUGGAGGUACGAAGGGGCUGGACUGGGACUGGGAUCGAGGUGAGCGCCCAAACAUUAUUGUAGGUAUAUCAGGGGACGGGUUCGAUGUGGAAGAUGAUUGGUUAACUGAAAUCGGUAUCUGUGAGUCCUAUGUCAAACGGUUAUGAAGAAAAAGGUGACUC
Serpula lacrymans var. lacrymans S7.9 is the source of this 758-nucleotide messenger RNA. RefSeq lists its product as uncharacterized. The coding region runs from base 101 to 397 and encodes 98 amino acids. The transcript is spliced from 2 exons. The record is from RefSeq and is a predicted model, not a curated record. Lineage: Eukaryota; Fungi; Basidiomycota; Agaricomycetes; Boletales; Serpulaceae.